Messenger RNA from Striga asiatica, 740 nucleotides. The record is from the annotation of a GenBank genome assembly. NCBI's taxonomy places the organism in Eukaryota, Viridiplantae, Streptophyta, Magnoliopsida, Lamiales, Orobanchaceae.
AUGGGGGAAUUAGGGCAAUCAGCGAGUGAUGUCAAAGAAAAUCGAGAAUCCCUCAGGUUCAAAAACAAGAAAGCUGUAAACCAUGCCAAAACAGAGCCCACCUCCAAAGCCCUAGGUCUCACAGACGCAAAUCUCGUUUCCGACAAAAUCUCGCUUCUUUCAAAUGAAAUCUUGCUCAAUAUUCUCUCAAAGCUCUCGAAUCUCAGAGGAAUGUCAAUUUUCUUGUCUCCAAACGGCCGGCUUGUGAGGUCCAUAAAGCUUCUCGACUGGGAUUUUCUUAUUUCAGAUGUGGGAUUGAUAAUUUUAGCACAAGGGUGUAAGAGAUUAUUGAAACUUGAAUUGAUGUCAAAUGCUUGAAGAGUUGACUUUUUGUGAUCAUAGAAUGGAGGACGGUUGGCUCUUGGGACUUUGUUAUAGUGAAAAUUUGAUGUCUUCAAAGUUUUUGUCGUCUAAGAGAGUUGACCGUGGUUUUGGAUUUGAUGAGCGUUUGUGGAUUUGUCCUGCUGUUGAGAGUUUGCACUUGGAGAAGUGUCAGUUGAGGAACAAGAAGAGUUUGAGAGCAUUGUUUUUAGUUUGUGGGAUUGUGAGGGAAGUUGUCAAAAAUUGCUGGUGUCUAACUGAUGAAUUGUUCAGCACAGCAAGUGCUUUAAGGUAUUGGAUUUUCUUUCACUUUUUUGUUCCUUUUUCAAGUCCUGUUCUUAUGCGUCCUCGAUAUAUUAGGACUUUUGCUUGUGUUUUUG